This is a messenger RNA of Stegodyphus dumicola, 1724 nucleotides long. RefSeq lists its product as uncharacterized. Gene Ontology annotation, molecular function: chitin binding. Lineage: Eukaryota; Metazoa; Arthropoda; Arachnida; Araneae; Eresidae. The record is from RefSeq and is a predicted model, not a curated record. Gene Ontology annotation, cellular component: extracellular region.
AGACAAUUUGAACCUAAAUGCACUCAGUUUCAGAGCACUUUGAGGGAAAGAGAACUCGAGAUACAAUAAGAAUUCUAAACCAAAUAUGGGCUCGAUUAAACAGCUAUUUUUGGUCAUUCUUUUUAUAGGUCUGGCAACAGCAGAUGACCGAAAAAAACGACAAGCCAGUUAUGGUGCUCCCUAUGAUGGCAACUAUGGCGGGGCCGCAGCUUAUCGCCAGCCUCACCAACAGCCCCAACCCCAUCAGCAGCAAGCUUACCAACCCCCCCAGGCACAAUCCUACGGUGGACAUCAACAGGUACAACAAUAUCCAGCACAAGCAGCCAGGCCUGUUCGUCAGCAUGCACCUGACGAAGAAGAGAAAGAUGAAGGACCCCAUCCUCUACAGUUGCUUUUAGAAAAGUCCAAAUUUGAUUGUGCGGGCAAAUCUGAUGGCUAUUAUGCAGACAGUGAUGUUGGUUGCCAGGCAUUCCAUUACUGUGUAUCAGGCCAAAAACAUUCGAUGCAUUGUCCAGAGGGAACUGUUUUCCACCAGGUUCACCUCAACUGCGUGCCAAAUGAUCAAGAUAUUUGCUCUAAAGCCAACAAGUUCUAUUUUGUAAAUGAUUAUCUCAAUAAGCCUUUGGAACAGCGUGGACCAAACAAUACUAUCCAGUACCAUCAAAGAUAUUAUCCUGAAAACUAUGCUGUAGGAGAUCCCUUUAUUCCUCCUCAAGAAGCCCAAACAAGCCAAAGAGAACCCCCUGCAGCAACUUACGGAUUGGGACCUGCUUACAGAGAACAAGCACCUGCUGUGAGCCAUCAACAACAAGCAGCACCAGUUCACCGACCACAACAGCCAGCUCCUUAUAGUCCACCCCAGCAACAAGUCUAUGCCGCCCAGCACAGGCCUGCCUACCAGCAACAACAACCAGCUCACAGACCAGCUGCCUAUCAGCAACAAGUAGCUGCUAGGCCCGUAGCCCAUCAGGCACAAGCAGCUCCAAGACCAGUCCCAUAUCAACAAGCCCCACAAGUUGCGUUAUAUGGCUAUGGAGCUGAACAAGAAAGAGCACACCAAGCACAAGCUUUGCAAGCACAGAGAGCCUAUGCUCAGCAACAGUAUCAAGCUGUUGCUCCUCAUCAGCAACAGUACGCCGCAGGUGCACAGCAACAGUACGCCGCAGGUGCAGUUCCUAGGUCUCGGUAUAAUCAACAAUAUUAGGAUUUUAAAUGCUCACUGUAAGUUUGCAGCUGUGUAAUUUGUAAUACCGUUCUAUGAACAGCAUACUUUUUAUGAGCUUAUUUGGAAAUGGGGGUAGAUUAGAACAACACGCACGUGAUAAAAAUAACACACAUUUUGAGACAUUAUUUUGAACUAUUACUUUUCUAAUAACUUUGGUUUGCAAAAUUUAUUUUAAUUUAUAUAUUACUGGUUAAAACUUCUCGAAGUUUAUAUUAGUCAUUAAGUCAGUAAGGGGCACUAUGAUACUAAAUUCAACAAACUGAAAAUUUCUUAACUUUAGUCAGUAUCUCGAUAAGGGUUUCCGGUAUUUACAAGGUUACGCAGCUGCAUUAUUGUAAGAUAAAAAUGAACUUAUUCUCGUGUGUAUAUUAAUUUAACAGUGUUAUGUUCUGCUUGUUGUAACUGUUUGUUUUUAUUGAAAAAUAUACGAAAGGCUUUUUUAUGACCAAAAAUAUGAUUUAUGCCAAUAUAUACGUGAAAUAAAAAAUUUACCAAGCUA